ACGAACUGACGAAUAAUAUUACGCUAUUUUGACAUUUGCGUGACAUUAAAUAAUGAGAUUAUUUUAAAAAUAAAGUUAUGUACCCAACCGACCUGAAGAAUGGAAUCAAGUUAAACCCUUUCGUCUCGAAUCACAACAUUAUGUUGAAAACUAUUCAGAACCUGUGCUACAAUAAAACGAACGUUGGGACAUUUAAUAUGACAUCGCCAUUUCUAGUCGACAACAUAUUGCAUCAGCAGAAAACUGUUAAUUUCCACAACCAAUUCAUCAACCAGCAGCUCGAGAACUACAUGCAACGUCAGAGCAUUUCCCGUGAAAAUACUCCAGACGUCGACGAGACGAAAACAGUUGAACACGAAGAUGAAAUGCGUACGGAUGAAAUCGAGAAAGUAGACGAUGAAGAUUCUAAAAGUGAUGAUUUUAAUACAAAAAACGAUGCCGUGUAUUACAAUCAUGAUCUGUAUCAGAGGAACGAAGACAGAUGUUCUGAUAAAGAAGUUUUAAAUAUACCGAAUCUCUCGCGUCGCUGUCACUGCGGUUCGUUCGACUGCCCGCCGUUCGCCUGUAAGAAAUCGGGUAUACGAAGAUUGGAAGAAUUGGAGAAGCGCUUCAACUUGCAUAGUUACCAAGAGACAUCUGGUUAUCAUGAAAAUUCUGGUGACGAAGGGGAAAAAGAGAAGUACACCACGGACGAUAUGGUUAGGAAUUGUGAAGAGUAUACUAAUGAACAAAAGAAACCUUUGCUUAAAUUUAGUGUUAGUGCCAUUUUGGGUGAAGAACGGGAAACGACUAAGAAUGUAAAUGUUGGUGAAUACCGCCAACCGGUCCUUGGGAAUCCUUGGCCCAUCGCGAAGCCCAUCGCCAGUCGGCCUAUACCUGUCCAGCAUCAUCUACAGCACCUGCUGGCCCAUUGUCAUCACCCCUAUUUAGUGAGGCCUGCGCAGGCGCAUACACAAGUGUUCCCAUUGCCCGGUGGGUUUCCCUGGGCGCAUAGUUCUAGAGGUAAACCAAGACGUGGAAUGAUGAGAAGGGCGGUAUUCUCGGACCUGCAAAGAAAGGGUCUGGAGAAACGGUUCCAGGUGCAGAAGUACAUCUCGAAGCCGGAUAGGAAGAAGCUGGCUGAGAAACUAGGACUUAAAGAUAGUCAGGUAAAAAUCUGGUUCCAAAACCGUCGCAUGAAGUGGCGCAACUCGAAAGAGCGGGAACUCCUCGCGUCAGGCGGAUCGAGGGAACAGACGUUACCCAACAAAAACAACCCGCACCCCGACCUAUCCGACGCUGAAGCAGACAAGCCCAAAAUGUCUCCAGUUUCGAACGAAGACGACGAAAUCAAAAACAAAAUGUACACUUCAACUUCGAACUGUCAAAAUGAUUUUCGCUACGACGACAAAAUGGCCGCGGGCGGUUUAUUUGCGCGGGAAAACGUUUUCACGAACAUGGAGGAGGACGACUACGAAAGCGACGCGAGCGCUUCCGACGAGGAGAUCAAUGUAACAUGACGUGUUUCAUCAU
Vanessa tameamea is the source of this 1512-nucleotide messenger RNA. It is a transcript of the gene Dbx, whose product is annotated as Dbx. The record is from RefSeq and is a predicted model, not a curated record. Gene Ontology annotation, molecular function: DNA-binding transcription factor activity, RNA polymerase II-specific; DNA binding. Bases 78 to 1499 code for a protein of 473 amino acids. Gene Ontology annotation, biological process: regulation of transcription by RNA polymerase II. Lineage: Eukaryota; Metazoa; Arthropoda; Insecta; Lepidoptera; Nymphalidae. The transcript has 6 exons.